CUUACCACAACCGGCGACGCCACUGUCCGUAACGUACGUGGCGACCGUAGUCACCGACUCGUGUACCAAAUUGUUUAUGUUGUGUUCCGUUUUUUAAUUCCGUUUAAUUAUUGAAAAAGAAAGUGUUUGUGCACGCGCGGUUUCGCGCCAAAAUAUUGUGACAGUGACUUUUAGUGAUCAGCUGUGACACUUUUUUUUUAUUUCUCCAUUUCCUUUUGGAUUUUUUUGGAAGAUGGCGCACCCUACAGAGUUACGAUCCGAAAGGGUGAAGCAAAUGUUUAGUUGGACUACGGGAGAGACCUCGCCUCCGUCGCCAAUGGGCGACGCGAAGGAGUCUAAGAUGAGCCAGAUACAGUUCUCACCGCCUUUCGAAAAACAAGAGAGCUCGGUGUGGCAGAAACGUCAACAGGCGGUGUGUGUGCGGCACGCGUUCAAGCACUAUGGCUCCAAGAAGCGACCCAACCACGUGCUCAGCAACCUCAACAUGACAGUCGCUAAGGGCACCAUAUACGGUCUUCUGGGAGCUUCAGGGUGCGGCAAGACGACCCUGCUGUCCUGCAUCGUGGGCAGGCGGAAACUUAACAGCGGAGAGAUAUGGGUGCUCGGAGGAAAACCUGGCACCAAAGGAUCGGGAGUCCCAGGCAAGCGAGUAGGCUACAUGCCGCAAGAGAUAGCUCUCUACGGGGAGUUCACCAUCAAGGAGACGAUGAUGUACUUCGGCUGGAUCUUCGGCAUGGAGACCAGGGAGAUCGUGGAGCGACUGCGGUUCCUCCUCGACUUCCUCGACCUGCCCAGCGAGAAUAGGAUGGUUAAGAAUCUUAGCGGUGGUCAACAACGCCGAGUCUCCUUCGCCGUAGCCCUCAUGCACGACCCUGAACUCCUGAUCCUGGACGAGCCCACCGUGGGAGUGGACCCACUGCUGCGCCAGUCCAUCUGGACGCACCUCGUACGCAUCACCAGCUCCGGCGACAAGACGGUUAUCAUCACCACGCAUUAUAUUGAAGAAGCUCGGCAGGCGCAUUGUAUUGGUCUUAUGAGGAGUGGUCGUCUCCUGGCCGAGGAGUCACCACAGGCACUACUACAGAUGUACAGCUGCAUAUCCUUGGAAGAUGUGUUCCUCAAGCUGUCUAGGAAGCAAGUGGAGCAACCUAGCCAACAAAACGUAAAUUCUCUUCCAGGCCAGGCCAAUCAAGUUGUCGAGCUGAACGUGACGGGCGGAGCCCUAGGGCUUAACAAAAUGUCGAAGAGGGAGGAAGCACCUUAUGCGGCUGAGGAUGCUCAGGUUGUGGGGCUGGUCUUCCAUCAGAGUAAAGAGGUGCUCAUUGUCGACCAUGGAGCCGGGUCUAAUGGUGAUAUUCCUGGCAAGGUGACAGACGUGACACCUGACUGCGAGGACUGCGGAGACUGUCUUAAUUUUACAUCUCGAGGCAAGAUAAAGGCGCUGAUUCAGAAGAACUUCCUGAGGAUGUGGCGUAACAUCGGCGUCAUGCUGUUCAUCUUCGUGCUGCCGGUCAUGCAGGUCAUACUGUUCUGUCUCGCGAUUGGACGAGAUCCGAGCGGGUUGAAGCUGGCCAUAGUAAACGACGACGUGCACAUCCUAGACGGCUACUGUCCCUACAACGCGUCCUGCUCCAUGAAGAACCUCUCUUGUCGCUACCUGGAUAAUCUGAACAACCACACUAUAAAGGAGUAUUAUGCGAACUUGACGGACGCUCUCCGGGCGGUCGAAGAUGGAGAGGCUUGGGGAGCGCUGUACUUCAAUGAGAAUUAUACUGAUUCGCUUGUUGCGAGAUUGGCUUUAGCGGACACGGCCGACAACGAGACCAUCACGUCGUCGGAGGUGCAGGUGUGGCUGGACAUGUCCAACCAACAGAUCGGUCUCAUGCUCAACAGGGACAUACAGUUCUCGUACAGGGACUUCGCUAAGGACUUGUUGGAGACAUGCCACUACAACCCGAAGCUUGGAGACAUCCCCAUCGACUUUAUGGACCCCAUCUACGGCAACAAGAACCCCUCCUUCACUGACUUCGUCGCGCCAGGAGUUAUAUUGACCAUCGUCUUCUUCUUAGCCGUCGCCCUCACAUCAUCAGCGCUCAUCGUGGAACGUAUGGAGGGUCUGCUCGACAGGUCGUGGGUCGCCGGCGUGUCUCCCGGGGAGAUCCUGUUCUCUCACGUGGUCACUCAGUUCGUGGUCAUGUGCGGGCAGACCGCUCUCGUGCUCAUAUUCAUGAUCUCCGUGUUCGGCGUCAAGAAUAAUGGCAAUAUCGUGUUCGUUAUUAUGCUGACUUUGUUGCAGGGUCUCUGCGGCAUGUGUUUCGGCUUCGUAAUAUCAGCGGCUUGCGAGCUAGAACGAAACGCGAUCCAACUGGCCCUCGGUUCAUUCUACCCCACGCUCCUACUGAGUGGAGUCAUCUGGCCCAUCGAGGGCAUGCCUUGGGUCCUCCGAUACGUGUCCCUCUGCCUACCCUUAACCCUCGCCACCAACUCCCUCCGGUCUAUCCUGACCCGAGGGUGGCCUAUCACUGACCCUGAGGUCUACAUGGGCUUCGUAUCAACCCUAGCCUGGAUAGCCUUAUUCCUAAUCGUCACGUUAACCAUUUUGAAGUUCAAAAGAAACUAGUUUGCCAUUGCAUUUGCUCAAUAAGGCACUGGUCCGCUAUUUGAAAGUCGCUUGUCGACUAAAGUCCGUCCUUUAGAUUUUUCUAAAUGUAUCUGUUUUAGAGUAGCAUUUAAAAAUGGAGUUAUACUAUCGUGAGCUAUUAUAAAAUCAUUUUAUUUGUAUUGAAAAAUCCGAUUGUAAUAAAAUAUAUGAUCAAACAAAAAUGCAAACACGAAUAUUUGUAAAUUAUUAUGAACACUCGGCUUACGAUAGGACUUAGAUAUUCACGGACCACGCCUUUACUAUAGUCAGUAUCUAUUUCUUCAUGUAAAAGGUGAAGGGAGACUCAAAGUCAGUCAGUACACUGUCGAAUUAAAAAAAAUAAGUUGUGAAAAAAAUAAAAAAUACAAAAAAAAUCGAGAGAGAAAAAAACGAGGUGUUUUUACAAAACGCCUAUUUCACGCUUAUGUCUGUUACCACCAAAUGUCGAGAGUGUACGACUUGCUUUCCAAAUAUGUAACUGAAAAAGUAAUCUAUGCAGUGCCCAUAAAGUCUAAUAUUGUAUGGCAGAUUAAAUAGAUCACUUUUUAAGAUUUUGAGGACUUUUCUGCUGAAAGUACUUACAUCUUUUGAACAUCAAUUUACAAUUUGUAAAAAGCACGAUUAACUAAUCAAUUAAAUUGAAAAAUUGGUCUGAUUUCUUAUUUAAUAACGUGAGAUAUACUUUUUUUAUCUUUCAAGUCCUCAUAAACAUAUAUUUUGCUCAAAUAUCGAACAAAACUAUUUUUUAAUUACCUAGUUCUUAUAGCUAAUUGACUGUUAGUCGGAAUGUAAAUAGUAGCUUGUAUUUAUGCGUUAGUGUCAAGUUUUACUUCUUAGGGUUAACGGGAAUGUUAGCAAUAAUGAUUGGUCCAACGCUUUUUAGGGUUAAUUUGUUUUCUUGUGUUUAUUACGGGAGAUAUUUUUCAAAUGCAAGAAUAAAAAUCUUGGAUACUUAAGUUAUUUAUGUUAAAUAAUCUGUAUUGCUAUCAUUUUGAAAAUUAGUGUUGCCAAUGUAAAAAAAAUACUAUCAAAUCUCCGCAUGUUUAAACAUGCUUAUCUCGAAAUAAACACAGGAAUUCAUCACUAUCAUCGGUAAGGGACAUUAUAUGUAAGAUUUUGACAUUCAAUGUUGAAAAUACCUGAUAAACGAGUUACCAUAGAAUAAGAUGGUGCCAUAAACAUAAUGGUGUAUAAGGACUUUUUUCGAAAAACCUUUUUUGGAACAAAAUAAAAAGAAAACUGGUUUGAACUUUAAAUGCUUAGUGAUUAUUAUUUUAAGUUGACUCUGUUAUUAUCUGUGUGAAUAUAAAAAUAUGACUGAGAAAUUGGUAAAAUAAUAAUUAUUGAGUAAACGGCAGCGCCAUCUUGUUUUUUAAACGGCAACACAAACUUUAUGGUAUUCAAAAUCUAUGAUGAAAUCAAUGGUCACAUCAUUUUAUAGAUUUUAGUGAUGUACAGUAAGUUAGGUUGUUACGGAGUCUAGAAACGGUAGGUAGAGUCUAGAUUUUAAGUUAUAUGUGGAGUUUUGUAUAAAAUAUCCUUUUUAUAUGUAUUUUGGUCUAGAGAUGUCGCUUAGCAAAUGUUACAUCGAAUAGUUGUGUAAAUCGGUCGGUGUCGAGUGUAUCGAUUGCAUGUAGAAUUAAUUAUUGUAUCUUAGAAGUGUCAGACUGUGAUUAUUUUUGCUAACAUUGACAUUUUUGUAAUGACAACUAUACAAUAAAUACUGUACCAAAUA
This is a messenger RNA of Helicoverpa zea (corn earworm), 4376 nucleotides long. It is a transcript of the gene snu, whose product is annotated as ABC transporter G family member 20. Gene Ontology annotation, molecular function: ABC-type transporter activity; ATP binding; ATP hydrolysis activity. NCBI's taxonomy places the organism in Eukaryota, Metazoa, Arthropoda, Insecta, Lepidoptera, Noctuidae. Gene Ontology annotation, cellular component: ATP-binding cassette (ABC) transporter complex; membrane. The record is from RefSeq and is a predicted model, not a curated record. The transcript is spliced from 16 exons. Bases 233 to 2620 code for a protein of 795 amino acids. Gene Ontology annotation, biological process: transmembrane transport.